Messenger RNA from Punica granatum (pomegranate), 1559 nucleotides. Lineage: Eukaryota; Viridiplantae; Streptophyta; Magnoliopsida; Myrtales; Lythraceae. The record is from RefSeq and is a predicted model, not a curated record.
CUCCGUCUAGUUUGUUCACUACGAUCCCAUCGACACCACGGCUCAUCAAGCUGAACGUCCGCCAUUGAGGCUUGCCGAGCAGCUUCGCAUCCCGUGGAAGCUAUGAGCAGCGGAGUAGAAGAAGGGGGAGACUUGAUGGCGAAAGCCACCGAAGCUGCUAACAAUCUCUACGUACUCCGGGACACCUACUUUCCGCCCAACCCACAAGACAAGCUCACCAAGCUGCGCAUGGAAUCUGAUGCAGCCCUCAAGCUCCUCGACUCAAUCCCUCCAGAUCAGAGGAAAUUGCCCCUGCAACGUGCGACUUAUGAAUACCUCAGAGGAAAGAUAUUAGAUGUAUUUCCUGACUACAGAAAAGAAGCAGAGGAUCAUCUCUCAAAAGCUGUUAAGUUGAAUCCAUCUCUUGCAGAUGCUUGGCUAUGUUUAGGUAAUUGCAUUUGGAAGAAAGGGGAUCUUCUUUCAGCAAAGAACUGCUUCAAUCUUGCAUUAAGCAAGGGUCCAAACAAAGAGAUACUGUGCCAACUGUCAAUGCUUGUGAGAAAACUGGCCCAAGGUUCUGAGAAUCAAGCAGAAAUGGUUGAAGAAAGUAUAAAACAUGCAAAAGAAGCUAUCGCAUUGGAUGUGAAGGAUGGGAAUUCCUGGUAUAAUCUUGGAAACGCAUGCCUCACGAGCUUUUUUGUGACUGGUGCAUGGGAUCAUGGCAAACUUCUUCAGUCAUUGAAAGCAUACCAGAAUGCUGAAAAAGAUGAGAGAAUGAAGUCCAAUCCAGACCUUUAUUUCAAUUGUGCUACGGUGAACAAGUAUCUAGAGAACUAUGAGAGGGCCCUUAGUGGAUUUGAGGCUGCUGCUCUGAAAGAUCCUGGGUUGAAUGCUUCUGAUGAGGUCCAAAAAAUAGUGAAUCUUCUUGACAAGUUGGACAACUUUUUGAAGGUGCAUAAAAAAGCAAAACGACUCGCAUCGAUGGCCUCCUCCCUCACUUCUGUCAGCUUGAGUCCUCCAUACAGAAGGGCAAAUGUAGAUGCUCUGACAGAGGGUCUAAACAAAGCAGUAGCAGUGGUUGGAAAGGUGCUUUUCUUUGUCAAGCACGAUAACGUCGCUCCACUAUACUAUCUGGUAUGCGAUUCAAAUCAGACGUGCUUUGUCCUAUCGGUUUAUGGGAUGAGUGCUGAUGCGAUAAAAGAAGGAGAUCAACUGAUACUACUUGAUCCUAUUUAUCGGUUCGCCGAUUUUUCUUGGAGAGGAAAGUCUUACCAGUUCAAAUCGAUUCGCGUGGACUUCCUCAAUCAGCUGCUCUUGAACGGGAAGCCCUUGUCUCCUAGCCAAGCAGUUCGAGCUUCAAUCCAUGCACAGCAUAAACCAUGAAUGAAUCGAUACCUUACGGCCUAUAAUUUUAUAUUCGAAAGAGUGAAGCCCAGACUGAUGUUGCUUGAUAUUUCAGAAUUCCCCGAAUGCCAUGUCUAUUAUUGUGUACAUUUCAUAACUGGCUUUAUUCUCCUCUUUCAAUGUAUUUGGGAGUUUUCUGAAUUUCAGCUAUCCAUUCAAGAAAAUUAGAUAUAUCA